Molecule: messenger RNA, 1680 nt
Organism: Sclerotinia sclerotiorum 1980 UF-70
Lineage: Eukaryota; Fungi; Ascomycota; Leotiomycetes; Helotiales; Sclerotiniaceae
Exons: 1
Coding region: 1-1680 (559 amino acids)
Source: RefSeq, a predicted model, not a curated record
AUGGCAUGUGGCACUCCACACUUCACUCCUCAUUACUAUAAUCUUGAUCUUCCAAUCAAUGCGACUCAAAAACAUGUCAAACAGGCAUAUCGUCGCCUUGUCAAAUUAAUACAUCCAGAUAAGAUUAGAGAUCCAAAUCAAAAGGAGAAUGCCUUGGAAGCAAUUCAGCUUAUCAACGAAGCUUAUCGAGUGUUGACCGACAAUGAGAAGCUUCUUGAGUAUCGCUAUCAAUGUGCUAGGUUUGAGCAGGAUUGUCAUGGGAGACACGACCUUUCCCUGACAUGGGAACUCGAUUACUGGAACGAAGAAUGGAAUAACAGAUGUCGAAAUGUGACAAGCACGGCGCCCAAACCGUGGUUUUGGAAUUAUGACUCUGGCUCAACUGGGAUAAUGUGCGUUGAUUCGGACCAACCUAUCGGAGCCCUGGGCUUGGAAUAUCUCACGGAGCCGGAUCAAAGAUUUUGUACCGCAACUUGGGUAAAUCUUGUCCAUCUAUUUGUGGAUAAUGGGCUACCUAACUCUGUAAGCGACAAUAUAUGGCGUUGGGCUGAGAGCUGGAGAGAUGGGUCACUCAAUGGAACAAAACCUAAGCACGAGUUUUUGCACUUUCAGCGUGGUUGCGAUCAUUAUCACGUUAUGGUCCCAAGGAAGGAAGCCUACACUCCAUGGUCACAAAUUCCAGCCAACACCGAUUGGCCAACUAUAGGAUAUGCGUGUGAAUUAUUUUGCCCUGAUAUCUUGAUAUUACCUUUCAUCCUUUACAUCAUUGUGCUUUGUCUCUUACUAUACAUCUGCUUAAGUAUACUUAGAAAGCUCUCAAGGCAGAUAUCACUGGCAUUUUGGCCACCAUCUGCAAUCUCUAGCCCUACUCAGGUUGAAUCACUCGUAGUUGAUCUCAUGACAAGAUCACAAAGAGAACCUCAGUCUAGUGCAGCGGGGCCACAAAGUCCGUCAUACAUAUCAGAACGGGACUACUAUGUAGAUGGGGAAGCCACUUCAAGGUACUCUUCCGAUAAACUGUCCCAAACGCAGUGUUACAACUCUGUAGAAUUAAGACGUCGGCCAAUAAAUCCUCCGAAUAGAGCAUUAUCAACACAGAAUUACAGCACAGAAGAAACUCAAACUCCAUAUAUAAAUCCUUCGGAUGAAUCACUACCAACACAAGAUUACACCGCAAAAGAUUCCCAAGCUGGACCAGCAAACUCUACAGACAAAUCAUCACCGACACAAUUCUUCAGCGCAGAAGCACAACCAGUAGGAUCUCCUGUAAACCCAUCACAACUACUCUCAUUACGAUCAUCAGAAAGACCUUGGUACUACUCCGACAAAGACGGCGCCAACGAUUUACCACUACGAGAGCGAAGAAGACCGACAGCCCCCUACGAACCACUACGACCCCGCUUCGUCCACUACGAAGACGAACAAUACGCCGACGAUGAAAGGACCCCUAGACUCUGCAUGGCGCUAACGGCAACUAAAAAGCCCUGUCAGAGAAGAGUAUCAAUGGUGACGCCGCUCACGGGCUCGACCGUCUCGGGACUCGUCUCUCCGCUUUGUUUUCAGCAUAGACAUGUUAGGAGGUGGAUUCGAAAUCAUAGUGAUCAAGAUCCUUUUACGCUAGGGAAAUCUUCUUUGGUGGAAAAUUCGCCGGGAUCAGGUAGGAGGCGUGUUGUUGCGUAG